CAAACGCUCCGGCUCAUUCAUGCCUUCAUGGCCUCUGAGUCUGACCCAUCCUCUCUUCGUUUUAUUUUUUGGCUUGGCGCUUUGCCAGUUCAAAGCGGCCUUGCUUAGGCACUAAUCCUUCCACGACGAAUCCCAAUCCAUUUUAAAAAAUUCAAGAGACAUUCCUGCGGCGCCGUGCGGUCGUGCCUGACUGAUCCUCUUGUUCUUGUUUGUGAGACCAAGCGAUUGGUAGGAAAAGUCGAGCGAAAGAGAGAGCGGGGAGGAAAUCUGCGUUGGCGCUGACGAACCUGGUGACGACCGUUCUUCCCCGCCUCCGCGUGUUAGGUUGCUCACGCGAUUUCACUGCUACAGCUGCUGCGCUGGCUCCUAGCAUGCUGCUGCUGCUUCUUGCCACUGCUUGAGGCCUCGAGGGUUCCGCGUGUACUCGGCCCGGCUAGCUGCGUGAUUCUUCUCAAGUUCUCAUCCGAAUCCUAGAUUGGCUUUGGCUGCUGAGGUUUUGGGGAAGUGCUUUGCUUCUUGCAGGCUUGUCCGAGCUGAAUCUCGCCUCGAGUUUUAGUUAGCCGUCUUCGGAUCUUCCCCUUCUUUAUCUGGUGGGGGCCCUUCGCCAUUUGGGGAGUUAAUCCCAACUGGGAUUUCGUCGGCUCUUGAGUUCCUCGGUUCCGCAAGUUCUGGUGAGAGAUUGCUCCAUCAUUUGGUAUGGUGGAGUUCUCGUCUGCUGCUCCUCUCUUCCUCCAUUAUUGUACCAAAUCCUAUUAGAGUGUUUCGCGUAAUGUCUUUGAUCUCUUCUCCCAGCCUUGGGCCUCUUUGUAUCCAUCCAAUUGCUACCUGGUAAACAUUGUUAAGCAUUAAUGGAGCAGAUUUGCAAUUAGCACUAUAUUAGCAGCUACAUUGUGGAGCAUGUUCCUUCUUUUAUGACCACCUUGCUGACUGUAACAAUCUAUGCUUGAUUUACCAGGAUGCGCUGUGAUUCGUUGGCACAUGGUGAGCUUCUGAUGUCAAUUAGGAUUAAACAUGUUUCUCUGCUGUGCUCAAGUGGGAGAACAAGAAAUCAGCCUUCACGGUAGUUAUUUGUCACAAUUCGCAAGCAGAAAAUGCACCCAUAUUCACUUAAGAGUUCCAAGGGAGCACCAAUCCUGCCGCGAUCGGUCUUUGUUUUCUUUGUUGCAUUAUGUGGAUUCUAUGUCUGCUACCUCUCCUUCAAUCAGAUAACACUAGAAAACAGAAGAGAAGGGUAUAAUGGAGAAGAACAAAGAGCAAAUAUUUGCAGAAAGCCUUCUGUGCCAUAUGAGGAGCUCCGUUACGUGCACUUUCCAAAACCUACAAGUUAUAGCAGGGGGGAAUGCUCGUGUACUCCUGUUCGAUUCUUUGUAAUUGUGUCUAUGCAAAGAUCGGGAAGUGGAUGGUUCGAGACCUUGCUAAAUAGUCACCCUAACAUUAGUUCAAACGGAGAAAUCUUUAACAGAGUGGAUAGAAGAGAAAAUAUAUCAUCUAUCUUACAAACACUUAACAAACUUUAUAAUUUGGACUGGCUCACCAGUGCAGCGAAGAAUGAGUGCACAGCUGCAUUUGGACUGAAAUGGAUGCUUAAUCAGGGAAUUUUGGAAAAUCAUGAUGACAUAGUUAGUUAUUUGAACAAGAAGGGUGUCUCCGUAAUAUUUCUGUUCAGGAGAAACACAUUGCGCAGGGUUAUAUCUGUGUUGGCCAAUGACUAUGACAAAGACGCUAAGCAGUUGAAUGGAACUCACAAAUCUCAUGUUCACUCAAAAGAAGAGGCUGAGAUAUUAGCAAAAUUCAAACCAAAGCUGGAUACAUGGACUCUGAUCGCAAAUAUCAGAAACAUUGAGAAGGUCAUCAAAGAUUGCUUGGAUCACUUCAAGAGUACACGGCACAUGAUCCUCUAUUACGAGGAUAUAAUCGGCAAUAGCAAUGCACUUUCCCAGGUGCAGGAGUUUCUGAGAGUUCCGGUGAGGCCACUGAUGAGCAGGCAGGUGAAAAUUCACACGAGGCCACUGCCAGACCUCGUGAAGAACUGGGAGGACGUGAGCAGCAAACUGAACGGCACAGAGUUUGCUCACUUCCUUGAUGGUUCAGAUUACGGCAAGUGAGAUAUACACAUACUGAUGGGAGCAACCGGUUAUUCGUAUUUGGAGUUAUAGUUGCAAACAUGCUCAUGAUUCUUUUGUACAGAUGAAUUUGUAAAGAGCAAGGAAUAAAGAUCGGAGAUGAGUUGUAGAAAAUUUUCCUGUUUUGCCCCUUUCUUUAAUGUUACGAUGACCAUUCAGAUUGUUCAGAAUGUAGCUAAAACAGCUGGCAUUUGAUUAUGGCAGUGGCAGUUUU
Molecule: messenger RNA, 2337 nt
Organism: Panicum hallii
Lineage: Eukaryota; Viridiplantae; Streptophyta; Magnoliopsida; Poales; Poaceae
Product: nodulation protein H-like
Exons: 6
Coding region: 1092-2105 (337 amino acids)
Molecular function (GO): sulfotransferase activity
Source: RefSeq, a predicted model, not a curated record